AAUAGACUGUAAUUAUGUUAUUCUAACGUGAAUAAUGCUGUAAAAUAUAGACUGUAUUUAUGUCAUUCAGAUGUAAAAAAAUACCUUAGUGUUUAUUGUCUAUCGUGAGUGAAUGUGGUGCUGAAUUUCCCCCAGGGAUCAAUAAAGUACUUUCUAUUCUCUUUUAUUCUAUUCGGUCUCCCUGGAGCGGACGUUGGCCGCGAGCUAGUGGGCAGCAUAGGACAGAGUCAGUUCACAUGGUGGCUUUGUAGAAAUGCUGUUUUUGUCUAUGCACGGUGAAAAUGUGUACGCAAUGUGAAGUGUUCAUUACUCCUUUUUUUUUUUUACUCUUUGUAGCUGUAUGUAGAAGUUGCAUCACCUCUGCGCUCUUUAAAGUCUUUUAUGUCCUUUCAUGUUUCCCCUCUUGCCACGUGGGAUAAAUGUUCAUUUUUCUGUUGGAGAUGUUCACUCCACUUCCGGCGAGAGAAAAGAGGCAGGGACCGUAUCGGCCGGUGGUGUCCGCCCCCGAGGAGAGAAGAGUCCUUCUGGCCACACCCAUCUUCUCUUCAUUCCUCUGCACACACACGCCAGCCAGGAUCCUCACACGCCGUCGGACUCCCAGCAAGUCGUCCAGAAGAAAUGCUGAUAAUUGCCUCUUCUGGUCAGUGAAGAAGAGGAAGCAAAGAGUAUGGAGGUCAACGGGGAAGUCAGUGAUUCUGACAGCGGAAUCAUCCUUCACUCUGGCUCGGACAGCCCGACGUCCCACGCCAAGGACGUCAGCACGCACACGCGGGCCAUGCGGCUGAAGCACCAGGCGCUCCAAGAGCGACUGGACCUGUGCCUCCGAGAGCUGAAGGAGGUCUGCAUCCGAGAAGCCGAGCUGACGGGCCGGCUGUCAGGAGAUUAUCCUCUGCUGCCGGGAGAGAAACCUCCGCAGAUCCGCAAACGCAUCGGCGCUGCUUUCCUGCUGGACCCGCACAGCAUCCCCGGGGGAGGCGACGUUCGAGUGUCGGCCCUGAACCAGGUGGACGCCGAGCUGGCCCUCCAGUUCAAGAUCUACGAGGCGGCGCGUCAGCUGUGCCAGGAGCGCCACCUGGCCAAGGCGGUGAGGAAGAGUCGCCUGAAGCAGAGCAGGUGUGAGGAGAAGAAGCUGCGACAGUUGCAGGAGACCGCCUUCAAGCUGCGGCUGGAGCACGGCCGCUCCUCACCGCUUCCUGCCUUCAACAUCCCACUGCAAGAUCUUGGCGCUUCUGACGACAGCUCCUUGUCGGACUCGCUGGUCCUGGAUGAAGAAGUAGCCGGCGAGUCUUCAGGACUUCUAUAUCCCAGAGAGAUGGACCCACCAGCGCCGGUUCGCGUGUCCUCAGAGUCCCACCCGGACUCCCCCUACCCGUCACCCAGCGUGGGCGCGGCUCCUGACUCCGGCCUGGACGCGGCUGUGAGUUUGACCUCCAGCCCCGCCGCCUACGACCCGCCUCCCAUUCAGCACUCGCCUUGGACUGAGUCGAGCCUGGACCAGCCGUACCAAAAGAAGUCACGUUCCUCCUCCAAAACCAGUCCCACCAAGGUGCAGUUGCUCCCCCCGCUGGAGGCCGACCUGGCCCAGCAGCUGUCCCGCCUGAAAGUCAGCCGCACGCAGUCCAGCGCCACGUCCUCCACGCCGCAGCUGCGUGUCCACCGCCAGCUCUCCCUCAGGAUGUCCAACGAGUCCCCGCUCCUGAUGGACAAGGAGCGUGGUCGCACCAGAGGUCCCAGGCGGCGACUGAUCGAAGACAACACAACCCCGGCGGACGCUCCUCCCCUCCUGUUCAGUCGCGUAAACGACGCUUGGUCCGAGGACAGCAACUCCGAGCGCUCGUUUGCGUCCUACACCAGCUCGCCCACCGCACCCAGACACUACCACGCCGGGUUCUACCACAGUCCCAGGCUCCGGGGCCACCAGGUGUACCAAAACGAGGACGUGGUCUACCCGCCGUACGUGGACACGCCGUGGUCCUACCGCACCCGGCGGGCUCCCGGUCCUCCCGACGGCUACGAGUGCCGCUACCAAGAGGCCCCCGCGGCCCCGCAGAGAGCGCAGUGGCGUCUGGCUCCUGGCGGCGGACACUCGCCACAGUGGGAUCCCCCGCAGCAGGUGGUCAGCGAGCAGCUGAAGUCCUGGCACCGGCGCAGUCAGCUCAAAGGACCCAGGUCGAGGUCGCUUGACAGGCAGGGAGCGGUCAGGGUGAAAAACACGGCGGCUCGGGAGCCGCCCCGGAACCAGAAUCCGAGGUACCACGAGCAGCAGGUCAUCCAAAGAAGAGAUCUUCAGAUGUCUGCCGACGACUCUCAAGAACCCUGGCUGGUGGACCAUAGCACUCACUAUGUGAGCCAAGUGUGAAACCUGGACUCCUCUCAGGAUCCAACUGGAUUACCUGCCAACAAAUCACUUUGGAAUUCAAGGCCAGAAGAAAUUUUUGGCAGAUUUCUCGUGCCUUUGAGGAAACUAAUCAACUGAAGAGUUGAGUAAGCACAACUCACGUCUGAGGGGGGGAUAUACCAGACUUUCGGGGCUAUAGUGCGCACAUUUUUAAAGAAAUAAAUAUUUUUACACAGGACUGAAAACCACAGAUGUUUUGUAAAUGUUUAUUUACACACCUUUAAUCGUUUACAAAAGGCAGUAAAACGGCUGAUCAAACAAAACAUAAGUCAUCGUCAUGGCCCCAAGUUAGCUCUCCAGUCAGCUAAACAGAUUUUAUUUACACACCUUUAAUUGUUUACAAAAGGCAGUAAAACAGCUGAUCAAACAAAACAUAAGUCAUCGUCAUGGCCCCGAAUUAGCUCUCCAGUCAGCUAAACAGACUGAAUAACGUCUAAAUCGUCCAGAAAAGAUAGCCCAUAGUAGCGUAUUUUCCGGACUAUAAAGCGCACCGAUAUUCAAGCCACACCCACUAGAUUUUUUGAAAAUAAAAUGGUUCCAUAUAUAUGCCGCAUCGGACUAUAAGUCCAAGAUAUAUCCUUGGUGAAGAAAUAUUUUGUAAAUGUUUAUUUACACACUUUAAUUGUUCCCAAACGGUGUCUGUAACAAGGCAGUAAAACGGCUGAUCAAACAAAACAGAAGUCACCGUCAUGGACCCUCUAGCUGCGGAAGCAAGCUCUCCAGUCAGCUAAACAGACUCAAUAACGUCUAAAUCGUCCAGAAAAGAUAGCCCAUAGUAGCGUAUUUUCCGGACUAUAAAGCGCACCGAUAUUCAAGCCACACCCACUAGAUUUUUUGAAAAUAAAAUGUUUCCAUAUAUUAGUUUCCAAUAAGUCGCAUAUAUUUACAUUAGCAAAUGUGUUAUUUAGACAGAAAUAUUCUGUAAAUGUUUAAUUACACACCUUAAUUGUUUCCAAACGGUGUCUGUGACAAGGCAGUAAAACGGCUGAUCAAACAAAACAGAAGUCUCCGUCAUGGACCCUGUAGCUAUGGAAGCUAGCUCUCCAGUCAGCUAAACAGACUCAAUAAUGUCUAAAUCGUCCAGAAAAGAUAGUCCAUGGUAGCGUAUUUUCUGGACUAUAGAGCACGUCGAUAUCUAAGCCAGACCCAUUACAUUUUUUGAAAAUAAAAUGUUUCCAUAUAUAAGCCGCAUCGGACUACAAGUCUAAGAUAUAUACUUUGUGAAGAAAUAUUCUGUAAAUGUUUAUUUACACACCUUCAUUGUUUCCAAACGGUGUCUGUAAUAGGGCAGUAAAACGGCUGAUCAAACAAAACAGAAGUCACCGUCAUGGACCCGCUAGCACAAUACCUCCACGGUGACGUUUUGGUGGAUUUACUGAGGAAUUUGUGAAAAUGAAACCAUUCUAAGUUAAUAAUACUAACACAGACACUUAUAAACGUGUUAGCAUAUUAGCUAAGGCUAACGACUCUGGCGUGAUUACAUUACGAUGGAACGUACGAAUGAAAACUCUCCUACAGACAUCACAGCUGGGACACUUUAGUAAGUCGGAAUUGUUUUAGUUAUAUUGUAAAAGCUACAAAUGCUGAUGAAUGAAGAACAUUUACGAGUAGAAACGCUAUGGACGCCUGCAGGCAGCCAACUGGUCCCCAAAACGUCGGCACAGCGCCAACAUUUACACAAUAUUUGUUGAACACAAAACAUUAUCAGCAAUCCAUCAAAGUUUAUUUAUGUAGCCCUUAAUCACGAGUGUCUCAAAGGGCUGUCAAAGCCACAACGACAUCAGGGCAAGGAAAAACUCAACCCAAUGGGAAAAUGAGAGUGUGAGAGUCCAGUCCAUAGUGGAUCUAACAUAACAGCGUGAGAGUCCAGUCCAUAGUGGAUCUAACAUAAUGGUGAGAGUCCAGUCCAUAGUGGAUCUAACAUAAUAGUGAGAGUCCAGUCCAUAGUGGAUCUAACAUAAUAGUGAGAGUCCAGUCCAUAGUGGAUCUAACAUAAUAGUGAGAGAGUCCAGUCCAUAGUGGAUCUAACAUAAUAGUGAGAGUCCAGUCCAUAGUGGAUCUAACAUAAUAGUGAGAGUCCAGUCCAUAGUGGAUCUAACAUAAUAGUGUGAGAGUCCAGUCCAUAGUGGAUCUAACAUAAUAGUGAGAGUCCAGUCCAUAGUGGAUCUAACAUAAUAGUGUGAGAGUCCAGUCCAUAGUGGAUCUAACAUAAUAGUGUGAGAGUCCAGUCCAUAGUGGAUCUAACAUAAUAGUGAGAGUCCAGUCCAUAGUGGAUCUAACAUAAUAGUGAGAGUCCAGUCCAUAGUGGAUCUAACAUAAUAGUGAGAGUCCAGUCCAUAGUGGAUCUAACAUAAUAGUGUGAGAGUCCAGUCCAUAGUGGAUCUAACAUAACAGCGUGAGAGUCCAGUCCAUAGUGGAUCUAACAAAAUUAGUGAGAGUCCAGUCCAUAGUGGAUCUAACAUAACAGCGUGAGAGUCCAGUCCAUAGUGGAUCUAACAUAAUAGUGAGAGUCCAGUCCAUAGUGGAUCUAACAUAAUAGUGAGAGUCCAGUCCAUAGUGGAUCUAACAUAAUAGUGAGAGUCCAGUCCAUAGUGGAUCUAACAUAAUAGUGUGAGAGUCCAGUCCAUAGCGGAUCUAACAUAAUAGUGUGAGAGUCCAGUCCAUAGUGGAUGUAACAUAAUAGUGUGAUAGUCCAGUCCAUAGUGGAUCUAACAUAAUAGUGAGAGUCCAGUCCAUAGUGGAUCUAACAUAAUAGUGAGAGUCCAGUCCAUAGUGGAGCUAACAUAAUAGUGUGAUAGUCCAGUCCAUAGUGGAUGUAACAUAAUAGUGUGAUAGUCCAGUCCAUAGUGGAUCUAACAUAAUAGUGAGAGUCCAGUCCAUAGUGGAUCUAACAUAAUAGUGUGAGAGUCCAGUCCAUAGUGGAUCUAACAUAAUAAUUAGAGUCCAGUCUAUAGUGGAUCUAACAUAAUAGUGAGAGUCCAGUCCUUAGUGGAUCUAACAUAAUAGUGACAGUCCAGUCCAUAGUGGAUCUAACAUAAUAGUGAAAGUCCAGUCCAUAGUGGAUCUAACAUAAUAGUGAGAGUCCAGUCCAUAAUGGAUCUAACAUAAUAUUGAGAGUCCAGUCCAUAGUGGAACUAACAUAAUAGUAAAAGAGUCCAGUCCAUAGUGGAUCUAACAUAUUAGUGUGAUAGUACAGCUCAUAGUGGAUCUAACAUAAUAGUGAGAGUCAAGUCCAUAGUGGAUCUAGUUAAUAAUGUGAUAGUCCAGUCCAUAGUGGAUCUAACAUAAUAGUGAGGGUCAAGUCCAUAGUGGAUCUAGUUAAUAAUGUGAUAGUCCAGUAAAUAGUGGAUCUAGUUAAUAAUGUGAUAGUCCAGUCCAUAGUGGAUCUAGUUAUAAUGUGAUAGUCCAGUCCAUAGUGGAUCUAGUUAUAAUGUGAUAGUCCAGUCCAUAGUGGAUCUAGUUAAUAAUGUGAUAGUCCAGUCCAUAGUGGAUCUAGUUAUAAUGUGAUAGUCCAGUCCAUAGUGGAUCUAGUUAUAAUGUGAUAGUCCAGUCCAUAGUGGAUCUAGUUAUAAUGUGAUAGUCCAGUCCAUAGUGGAUCUAGUUAUAAUGUGAUAGUCCAGUCCAUAGUGGAUCUAGUUAAUAAUGUGAUAGUCCAGUCCAUAGUGGAUCUAGUUAAUAAUGUGAUAGUCCAGUCCAUAGUGGAUCUAGUUAUAAUGUGAUAGUCCAGUCCAUAGUGGAUCUAGUUAUAAUGUGAUAGUCCAGUCCAUAGUGGAUCUAGUUAUAAUGUGAUAGUCCAGUCCAUAGUGGAUCUAGUUAAUAAUGUGAUAGUCCAGUCCAUAGUGGAUCUAGUUAAUAAUGUGAUAGUCCAGUCCAUAGUGGUUCCACCAGGGGUCAUCUUCAAUGUAGUCAAGUCAGCAUCGCAGAGAUGUCGUCGUUCAUGGUCGUCGGCCAAGAAAAAUCCAUAAAUUAGGUGCGUAGUUCUGUAAGCCGCAGGGUUCAAAGCGUAUGGGGAAAAAAGUAGCGGCUUAUAGUCCGGAAAAGACGGUAAAACUGGUCGGAUUUUCUUGCGUUACGUGUCACAAACUUCACAGGAAAAUGAACUGAAAAUGAUUGACUGCAAUAAAACUAUUCUGGUGGCCAUCCAGCAGUUCUGCUUGAACUUGUUGACCACUUCUCUUCACAAAACUGGUGCAGUUCAGCUAAAUGUGUGGCUUUUCUGACAUGGACUUGUUUCUUCAGCAUUGUCCACACGCUUUAAGUCAGCACUUUGGGAAGGCCGUUAUAAAACUUUCAUUCUAGUCUGACGCCUCAGUCGACGGUCCCCUGAACGCAUCAGUGGACGGUCCCCUGAACGCCUCACGAGACAAUCCCCUGCACGCCUCACUGGAUGGUCCCCUGAACGCCUCACUAGGCAGUCCCCUGAACGCCUCACUAGGCGGUCCCCUGAACGCCUCACUAGGCGGUCCCCUGAACGCCUCACUAGGCGGUCCCCUGAACGCCUCACUAGGCGGUCCCCUGAACGCCUCACUAGGCGGUCCCCUGAACGCCUCACUAGGCGGUCCCCUGAACGCCUCAGUAGACGGUCCCCUGAACGCCUCACGAGACAAUCCCCUGAACGCCUCACGAGACAAUCCCCUGCACGCCUCACUGGAUGGUCCCCUGAACGCCUCACGAGACAAUCCCCUGCACGCCUCACUGGAUGGUCCCCUGGACGCCUCACGAGACAAUCCCCUGCACGCCUCACUGGAUGGUCCCCUGAACGCCUCACUAGGCAGUCCCCUGAACGCCUCACUAGGCGGUCCCCUGAACGCCUCACUAGGCGGUCCCCUGAACGCCUCACUAGGCGGUCCCCUGAACGCCUCACUAGGCGGUCCCCUGAACGCCUCAGUAGACGGUCCCCUGAACGCCUCACGAGACAAUCCCCUGAACGUCUCACGAGACGGCCCCCUGAACGCCUCACGAGACAAUCCCCUGAACGCCUCACUAGGCGGUCCCCUGAACGCCUCACGAGACGGCCACCUGAACGCCUCACGAGACAAUCCGCUGCACGCCUCACUGGAUGGUCCCCUGAACGCCUCACUAGGCGGUCCCCUGAACGCCUCACUAGGCGGUCCCCUGAACGCCUCACUGGAUGGUCCCCUGAACGCCUCACUAGGCGGUCCCCUGAACGCCUCACUAGGCGGUCCCCUGAACACAUCAGUAGACGGUCCCCUGAACGCCUCAUGAGACGGCCCCCUGAACGUCUCACGAGACAAUCCCCUGAACGUCUCACGAGACGGCCCCCUGAACGCCUCACGAGACAAUCCCCUGCACGCCUCACUAGGCGGUCCCCUGAACGUCUCACAAGACAAUCCACUGAACGUCUCAUGAGACAAUCCACUGAACGUCUCAUGAGACAAUCCACUGAACGUCUCAUGAGACGUUCCCCUGAAUGCCUCACUAGGCGGUCCCCUGAACGCCUCACUAGGCGGUCCCCUGAACGCCUCACUAGGCGGUCCCCUGAACACCUCACAAGACGGCCCCCUGAACGUCUCACAAGACAAUCCACUGAACGUCUCACGAGACGGUCCCCUGAACGCCUCAGUAGAUGGUCCCCUGAACACCUCACUGGACGGUCCCCUGAACGCCUCAUGAGACGGUCCCCUGAACGCCUCAGUAGACGGUCCCCUUAACGCCUCACUAGACAAUCCCCUGAACGCCUCACUAGACAAUCCCCUGAACGCCUCACUAGACAAUCCCCUGAACGCCUCACUAGACAAUCCCCUGAACGCAUCAGUAGACGGUCCCCUGAACGCCUCACCAGACGGUCCCCUGAACGCCUCACCAGACAAUCCCCUGAACGCCUCACCAGACAAUCCCCUGAACGCCUCACUAGACGGUCCCCUAAACGCCUCACUAGACGGUCCCCUGAAUGCCUGACGAGACGGUCCCCUGAACGCCUCACGAGACGGUCCCCUAAACGCCUCACUAGGCGGUCCCCUGAACGCCUCACUAGGCGGUCCCCUGAACGCCUCACUAGGCGGUCCCCUGAACACCUCACAAGACGGCCCCCUGAACGUCUCACAAGACAAUCCACUGAACGUCUCACGAGACGGUCCCCUGAACGCCUCAGUAGAUGGUCCCCUGAACACCUCACUGGACGGUCCCCUGAACGCCUCAUGAGACGGUCCCCUGAACGCCUCAGUAGACGGUCCCCUUAACGCCUCACUAGACAAUCCCCUGAACGCCUCACUAGACAAUCCCCUGAACGCCUCACUAGACAAUCCCCUGAACGCCUCACUAGACAAUCCCCUGAACGCAUCAGUAGACGGUCCCCUGAACGCCUCACCAGACGGUCCCCUGAACGCCUCACCAGACAAUCCCCUGAACGCCUCACUAGACGGUCCCCUAAACGCCUCACUAGACGGUCCCCUGAAUGCCUGACGAGACGGUCCCCUGAACGCCUCACGAGACGGUCCCCUAAACGCCUCACUAGACGUUCCCCUGAAUGCCUCACUAGGCGGUCCCCUGAACGCCUCACUAGGCGGUCCCCUGAACGCCUCACUAGGCGGUCCCCUGAACGCCUCACAAGACGGCCUCCUGAACGUCUCACAAGACAAUCCACUGAACGUCUCACGAGACGGUCCCCUGAACGCCUCAGUAGAUGGUCCUUUGAACACCUCACUGGACGGUCCCCUGAACGCCUCAUGAGACGGUCCCCUGAACGCCUCAUGAGACGGUCCCCUGAACGCCUCAGUAGACGGUCCCCUUAACGCCUCACUAGACAAUCCCCUGAACGCCUCACUAGACAAUCCCCUGAACGCCUCACUAGACAAUCCCCUGAACGCCUCACUAGACAAUCCCCUGAACGCAUCAGUAGACGGUCCCCUGAACGCCUCACCAGACGGUCCCCUGAACGCCUCACCAGACAAUCCCCUGAACGCCUCACUAGACGGUCCCCUAAACGCCUGACGAGACGGUCCCCUGAAUGCCUCACGAGACGGUCCCCUGAACGCCUCACUAGACGGUCCCCUAAACGCCUGACGAGACAGUCCCCUGAACGCCUCACCAGUAGUGCAAUGUGUACUUGCCUCCAGGCCAGGACGUGUUCUUAUUCCCAUGUACUUAAUUAUUUUAAAAAGACCACCCGGCACACCAGAAAAAAAAGACUUGGCAGCCGCGUACGUCCGACUUGCGAGAGCCGACACCAGAACGCCGACAAAAGUCCGCCACACAAAUCCAAAUAGAGCUUUUAUUUAUCUGUUAACUUCUUGUGACUGGUGACUAUCAGGACUGGAGUGGGACUUGAAAAGGUGUGAAGGUGAAUAGUGAGCACAUGAAGGACAAAAUCAUCCUUCCUUAUCUGCCUUUUUACUGUCUUUUAUUUGUUUGUCAUUUAAGGACUUUUAGGUAGAAAAUAGAGCAGCUGUUGUAAUUUCAUGACAAUGUUUACCUGGGGAAUAAAGACUUUUGCGUAA
Messenger RNA from Nerophis ophidion (straightnose pipefish), 9855 nucleotides. It is a transcript of the gene inavab, whose product is annotated as innate immunity activator b. The transcript is spliced from 12 exons. Lineage: Eukaryota; Metazoa; Chordata; Actinopteri; Syngnathiformes; Syngnathidae. Gene Ontology annotation, biological process: adherens junction maintenance; positive regulation of protein ubiquitination. The coding region runs from base 668 to 2359 and encodes 563 amino acids. The record is from RefSeq and is a predicted model, not a curated record.